AUGUCCAAUAAUUCUCCUAAUCAUCAAAGUCAAGAAAGUACAGAAAGUGAUUCAGAAGAUUCUACCAAACUAAAUAUUAAUUUGGGUACUUUACAAAAGUCUGUAUCAAAUGUAUUUCAUGUACAAUGUACCUCUAUACAAGAAUUUAGUGAAGGUGGUUUUCAUAAAGUAGAAAUCUUAAAGAUGGAAGAUAGUAAUGAAUAUAUUAGAAGAGUAGCAUUCCCUGUAUAUCCACAAUGA
This is a messenger RNA of Racocetra persica, 240 nucleotides long. NCBI's taxonomy places the organism in Eukaryota, Fungi, Glomeromycota, Glomeromycetes, Diversisporales, Gigasporaceae. The record is from the annotation of a GenBank genome assembly.